Drosophila serrata is the source of this 1783-nucleotide messenger RNA. Its product is annotated as endoplasmic reticulum lectin 1. The record is from RefSeq and is a predicted model, not a curated record. NCBI's taxonomy places the organism in Eukaryota, Metazoa, Arthropoda, Insecta, Diptera, Drosophilidae. Gene Ontology annotation, biological process: endoplasmic reticulum unfolded protein response; ERAD pathway; retrograde protein transport, ER to cytosol. Gene Ontology annotation, cellular component: endoplasmic reticulum lumen.
ACGGCUACAGGGAGCUACAGCUGUUCACUAUUUUUGGAAGAAAACAACACGUAGCUCUUCUAUUAACAAAUAUUUUUUGUUUGCAAUAAAAUAAACCGAUGUAGAAUCGUUUGAAGUGUUAAAAAUUCAGCAACAAUGAAUAGCGUCCAAAGAAGAUUAAUAAAACUAACCCUGGUUUUGGCCCUGUUCACUGCAGCGGCAGCCCACGAAGCCAAAGAUUUUGACGAUUCAAUUUUGUACAAAAUUGACUUUGAAGUUCCGGAUUUGAUUGGACAACCAGACUUGGGCAAUCAGCUGCGGACGUUCUACACACCAGACAAGGAGAAGUACGAGUGUCUGAUUCCCACAUUUGAACGCCAGAAGGAGGAGGAGAAGUCCGACAAGCCGGAGUUGUCUCCUAUUAGCCUGUUGCAGCCAAUCUUCUCUGCUCUGACUUGUUCGUACCGCAUCGAGGCCUAUUGGUCGUAUGAAAUCUGCCACGGACAUCAUGUCCGUCAGUAUCAUGAAGAGCGUGAGGGAAAAAACAUCAAGUUCCAAGAAUACUACCUGGGCAAGUGGGGUGACGACAAGACAGAGAUGCUGAGCAAGGCCUGGGCGGCUGAACUGAAGAAUGGCGGCAAGCCCAAGUACAAGACCCUCAAGAUCGACAACACCCGAUAUCCCUACUUCGAGAUGGAGUUCAACGACGGCACCAUGUGCGACAUUAUCGAUGCUCCCCGAACUACAAUGGUGCGCUAUGUAUGCUACCCGCAUGGCAAGGACGAUAUUUACUCAUUCAAGGAGACCUCCUCGUGUAAUUACGAAGCCAUUAUCCUCACCUCCGCGCUGUGCGUCAUCCCUGCCUUCCAUGCCGAGGAGACGAAGGAGCUGUCUAUCAAGUGCUUCAACUCUGAAACUGAGCCCCACAGACCACUGAGUAUGCUUCGUUUGGAGCUAAGUGAGUGGGCUGAAUCUGAGGCCGAUUUACUCCUCUCCAAAGAAAAGGAAAGCAAGCCACCUGCUAAGCUUUGGCCCAAGGCUGAUGGCGACAUGGUGACCUUCAAGUACAGCGGAGAUGUGGAUAAAAUCAUUCUGGAAAUGAUGAGCAAUGGAGACCUCGAGGUCGACGGCGACUACCAAAAGCUUCUGCUAAGCCGAACUGCCGGCGGCUCUGUUCCCACUCCCGUCACCGAUCUGACGCCUAUCAAGGAGUUCGUUUCGGGCAAGAAUUGCUUAGUUGGGGGCAACGGCUGGUGGAAGUAUGAAUUCUGCUACGGACGUCAUGUACGUCAGUUCCACAAGGACAAGAACAGCGAGGUGGAGCUGUUUCUGGGUUAUUUCUCCGAGGAAGCUCAUCGCCAGUGGGCCAAUUCCAAUCCGGAUAAGGGCGCCCGGCGUGCCGGCUUUACAUCCUCCAUCUGGCAUCAUUACGGCAAGGGUACCCACUGCGACCGUACUGGCUUGCCCCGAGAAGUGGACGUCAAGCUUACCUGCACACCGGUUACCACCAGCGGUACUGCCGUGUCCAUGUAUCUGCUGGAGCCGAAGACGUGCCAGUACAUCCUGGUCGUCGAGUCGCCCACAAUAUGUGAUCUCAUGCACUACACGGACGCUCAUGGCCUGGUGAAGCCGGAGAAUCUGCAGAAAGUCCUGACUGCCGACGGCGAGACGCCCGCCACCACAGUUCCAGCACCUAUCACGGGUCAUACGGCCAGCGAGGAGGAGGAGAUUCGCUCUUAGAUUAACUGUAUUCCAGCUCUAGUGAAUUACUUGUAAAAACAUUGAUUGUACUCUUAAAAGACUA